CUUAAUUGCAAAGCCGAAAAUAAAUAGAAAUCUCUUUCGGCAGGUCGACGUGGUAGUAGUCAGGCACUUUCUCCUCCUGUCGUCGAGAGCGGCGCAGCUCGAGGAGUAAGCUAGCAGCCAUGGUGAAGAUUAGCUACUACAGGAACUAUGAGAAAACCUUUAAGAAGCCGAGACGUCCUUAUGAGAAGGAACGGUUUGAUGCCGAGCUGAAGCUCGUUGGAGCGUAUGGGCUCCGUAACAAGCGAGAGCUGUGGCGCGUUCAGUAUGCACUUAGCCGAAUCCGAAACAAUGCCCGUACGUUGUUGACUCUCGACGAGAAGAAUACUCGAAGAAUCUUCGAGGGAGAGGCAUUGUUGAGGAGGAUGAACAGGUACGGUCUUCUGGACGAGUCGCAGAACAAGCUCGAUUACGUAUUGGCAUCGACGGUGGAGAAUUUCUUGGAGAGGAGGAGAUUACAAACACUCGUCUUCAAGACUGGGCUGGCCAAGUCGAUAUCCAUCACGCUCGUGUGCUCAUCCGUCAACGGCACAUUCGAGUGGGGAAGCAAAUUGUGAACAUCCCGUCGUUCCUUGUGCGGGUGGAUAGCCAGAAGCACAUAGACUUUGCGCUGACGAGUCCGUUCGGCGGAGGAUGUCCGGGUCGUGUUGCAAGGAAGAAUGCUAAGGCCGCCACGAAGAAGGCAUCUGGAGGAGAUGGUGAUGAGGAUGAUGACGAAUAGACUACAGGAGGAGGUUCUUGCACUCUGGACGGUGGAGGCAGAACGGCCAACGAGUGUCUGUAGGGAGAAGA
Molecule: messenger RNA, 789 nt
Organism: Chara braunii
Lineage: Eukaryota; Viridiplantae; Streptophyta; Charophyceae; Charales; Characeae
Source: the annotation of a GenBank genome assembly